Messenger RNA from Hibiscus syriacus, 1028 nucleotides. Its product is annotated as agamous-like MADS-box protein AGL19. NCBI's taxonomy places the organism in Eukaryota, Viridiplantae, Streptophyta, Magnoliopsida, Malvales, Malvaceae. The transcript is spliced from 8 exons. Gene Ontology annotation, cellular component: nucleus. The record is from RefSeq and is a predicted model, not a curated record. Gene Ontology annotation, molecular function: RNA polymerase II cis-regulatory region sequence-specific DNA binding; DNA-binding transcription factor activity, RNA polymerase II-specific; protein dimerization activity. Gene Ontology annotation, biological process: positive regulation of transcription by RNA polymerase II. The coding region runs from base 286 to 924 and encodes 212 amino acids.
UUUACCAAAAGAAGAAAUAGAUUAGGUUCUCCACUUCCUUAGACUUUGGUCCACAAUUAUGAUUAUUAUUAUUAUUAUUAUUAUUAUUAUUUACAUUUAUUCUAGGGUUUUCUUGAGAGAGCUUUCAAGCACUGAUAUAGGUAACUAAUUUUGGUUCUUCUGAUCUGCAAAAUCUAGGGUUUUUGGUGUAUCUUUCAUUUCAAAAAAGGUAAAUCCCUGUAAAUCUUGUAUAGGUUUUUCUCAUACCAAGAAAGAUUUUUUGUUUUUUUUUGGUUGAAGGAGAAAAUGGUGAGAGGGAAAACUCAGAUGAAGAGAAUAGAGAAUGCAGCAAGUAGGCAAGUGACGUUUUCAAAGAGAAGGAAUGGACUGCUCAAAAAGGCCUUUGAGUUAUCGGUGCUUUGCGAUGCUGAAGUCGCACUUAUCAUCUUCUCUACCAGAGGGAAACUAUAUGAGUUUUCAAGUUCUGGCAUGAACCAAACCAUAGAGCGGUAUCAGAAGAGAGAGAAGGAGAUUCGAAUCAAGCACAAGUUAGCAGCAGACCAAAAUCUCCAGCUACAGAAUGACAAUGAAGACGCUCAAAGCCUGGAAAAGAAGAUUGAAUUACUCGAAGAUUCUAAACAAAAACUAUUGGGAGAGGGAUUGGAACCAUGUUCUGUUAAUGAGCUACAACAGUUAGAAAACCAGUUGGAACGAAGCUUAUGCAGAAUAAGGGAAAGAAAGAAUCUAUUCUUUCGCGAGCAGAUUAAGAAGUUAAAAGAAGAGGAGAGACGUCUCGGGGAAGAAAAUGAAAAACUACGACAAGAGUAUGGGAUGAAACCAUUACAAUUGUCAACAAGCAUGGAAGAGGAAGGAGAGGAGACGACGGAGGUGGUGACAGAAUUGUUUAUCGGGCUACCAAAGAGAAGAGGUAUAAAAAAACCCUAAUUUUCUAAAUAAUAGUUUAUUAUCUCAAUACAUUAUGAAUGAAGCUUUAAAACAAAUUGAGAAUAUGAUUUAUAUAGGAGCUAUAACUAAGGAUGGAAUUGCAA